CUGCCGCUGCCGCCCCCGCCGCCGCCGCCGCAGGCGCAGACCGCUCCGCACCCCGAGGACCUCGAGAUCAAGCCCGGCAUCGCUGAGAUGAUACGCGAGGAGGAGCGGGUAAGUGCGGAUGAUGAUACCGAGGACUCGAAGUACGGAGCGCCGGAGGACUUCGCGAAGCUGCUGGAGUCUUCUCACGCCUGGCUCGGCGCCUCCACGUCGUCCAUUGCCGGAUGGUCACGGUCCGGUGGACAGUACUCAGCAGACAGCUACCAGUACCAGCUGCAGUCGAUGUGGCAGAAGUGCUGGAAUACGAACCAGAGCCUGGUGCACAACCUGCGCUUCCGCGAGCGCGGGCCGCUCAAGUCGUGGCGACCCGAGACCAUGGCCGAGGCCAUCUUCUCCGUGCUGCGCGAGGGGCUGUCGCUGUCGCAGGCGGCGCGCAAGUACGACAUCCCCUACCCGACGUUCGUGCUCUACGCCAACCGCGUGCACAACAUGCUCGGACCUUCCACCGAUGGCGGAGCAGAUUUGCGCCCUAAAGGAAGGGGCCGCCCGCAGCGCAUACUGCUUGGAUCCUGGCCAGAGGAACACAUUCAUGGCGUCAUACGGGCUGUUGUCUUCCGUGACACGCAGCACAUCAAAGAUGAUUCGCACCUUGCGUACCCUCGCCUGGCAUCUCACACACAGGCAAGAAGGAGCCCUCUGCCAACAAAUCUUGUGUCACGCUAUGUUUCGUCACCCCUUGCUGUUGGUGGCUUCUCCCAGCACAUAAAAGAGGACCCAGAUUUAACCUAUUCACACUUAGCACAAAUGCAGGAGACCCUACAAGGCUAUGGUACCGGUACAGAAAGUGGUCCAUCUUGCACAAAUGGGCCAGAAACAACUAUGUCACCCGGUGUAGCAGCGGCCGCAGCUGUGGCCGUGAUGGCGCAAGGCCUGCGGCAGCAGAUGUGCUCUGUCGGUGCGACAGAUGCCACUGUGGCCGGCCUGGCAGGGAGCCUGGGGCUGUGCCUCCCUCCUCCACACACCCACUCACACCCAGCCACUUCCAACGGAGGAGCGAGUCCAGCAGUCUCUGGUUCACCUAGCCCACCUACUGUUCCGUCUCCACUCGCUUCUGUCGGCUUGGGUGGUGGAAUGCCAUACAAGCCACCACCGAGUUUUGCUUCCCCACGUCCUGAGACCCUCUUCCAGGAGGACAUUGAAGAGAUAGUGAAGAGUCCCAAUGUUGGCAGCUCUCCACAGAAUCUUGUCAAAGAAACAAAGGAAACUACUCCAGUGCCUGUCAAGCUUGAAUCUUCAGUGGAGGCACAAGAUGAGUGAAGCUCUAUCAAAUUUUUGGACUUGUGGUACCACUGUGUAGAAGGGUAGAUCUAGUAAAACAUCUAGAUUACUGUGUGUAUUACAGUUAAAGUUUUUUAAAAGUAUAAGACCGUUUUCUAGCCAAAAAUGGUGAGGUCCAUCAAAGACUAUUGUGGUAGCUAUAGAAUAUGGUGACAAAGAAAACACAAACCUUCCAAAAAGUAUUUAUAGAAUAUUUAAUUUUCAGAGUCCUGGUUUAUGGAUUAAAGUAGAACAACAAUUUGAGUAAUAUAUCUGUAGUAGAAAUGUUAUAUAUGACAUUAGUUCCCCACCCAACAGUACUUGAUAAGCAUUUCAUAUCAUUUCACACUACUGUAUUGGAACAAUUUUAUGUUUUCAAGGGUGUUAAAUAAAUGAAUAAAGCUGUAUCUGUUUAAAAUAUUAAUCACUGUUUUGUUAGCACUUGACCAGCAUUUAGAUUGGCAGUCAGCUCGCGUGAUGGGUGUAAUAUUUCCUUCUUACAAGUACAUACUGAUGCAAUAGUACAGUUAUGUAGUUACAGGUGUAAUCAUUGAAAUAAUAUAAUAUUACUUUCACAUAUAUAUCACGUAGUGCUGAAAUCCUUAAGUGUCUGUUUAGGAUAAGUAACAAUAGCUUGACAAAUGCACCCAAUCACGCGGGGAUUGCUUCUGUAAUCCCACUUUCUCCUUCAGCACAAAAAAAAAAAAAACUGAGAGGCUUCCAUUGUUUCCAGUACAAACGCAACACAGUGUCAGAAGAUCCCUUCACGUUUAUAGUGUACAGACCAAUCAAUGUUAUGUUCAUAUUUCUCUCGUUUAGAAAAAUACCAAAGUUAUAAUGAUUGUUAUGUGUACCAAGUGAUUAUCUCAUGAUAUUUUGUAUCAUUAUUACAUAUGAAAUCACUGUGGCCAAACAUUGCUUACAGUUACACACUUUAUCUUGUUUUUGUUUAAUGUCAUAUACAGAACCCUAAUCAACAAAAAGAAUUAUUUAUUAAUUAUUCAUGUAACAUUAGUUUAUAUAUUUUUAAUCAGAGUAAGUGUAGAUAGAGAACUGAAUAAAGUGUUUUGCCAACAUAUAUUACAGGGAAAUGAAAAUUGCGGUUGUUGUUGGAGGUUUAUUAUCAAGAAUCUAUUACAAAAUGUUCUCACAAAGUGAGCUAACAAGAUCUUAAUUAUGACUUCAAGAAAGGAUUGAUAUAUAAAUAUAUAUAGCAUAUAGACCUGUUUAUAUUUUGUGAAUAUAGGAAGAGUGACAGUGAUAAAAGAGUGUAUAUUAUCACCGCUACAAGUGUCGGUGUCUGUUUAGUGUUUGUAUCCUCAAUGUGUGUAUGUUGUGUGUGGGACAUCCCCACUUAAUCUGAACAAUCUGCAUUGUGCAUCAUGUUAUUAUUGUCUUAAUUUUGUCCUUCCUUGUAAAUGCCAGUAUAGCCUAGUCAGGUGUAGAUUAAAAUGUAUCACAAACACACAAACAAACAAAAAAAUACCAAUACAUACUUAUUUUUGUGAUUUGUUUGUUUAUUGAAGAAAGAUAUGUACAAAAUUUAUAUUGAUAGUAAAAGUAGAAAAUUAUUUGGAAAUACCUUCCUGCCAUUGGGGUAUGCCAAGAUUGAAAUAAUAAAAUUGUUGACACAACCACACAAAAACAAAGUGAUAAUUGAGAAAUUACAAAGAAGUGGCCUUGAAAUUCAUUUUGCUUAUAAAAUCAGUUUAAGGAAUUAAGAAAAUAGCUGUGAAAAGAAAGACACAAUGCAGUGAAUUUGUAGGCAACCAUAUUCUUGAUAAAUGAAUUUUUGCAAACAUAUUUGUAUUACUAGUGGACAUAAGCAAUUUUCAUAGCAUUCAUCAAAUCGUGCCUAGCUCAUAACAGUGAAUGUUCUCGGGAAUAGGUUGUACUGCAAAGUUCACAAUAACAUCAUGUAAGUAGCAAAGAAUGUCCAUUGUUGUUAAUACUCUUGGCUUAAAUGUGUUCAAAAAGUAGUGAAGUGCCUUCCAGUUUUCUGACUAUUUGAUUAUGUGAUGUACCAUCAACACAUUUUAGUAAAUUUUUAGUAAACUGUCAGGAACGCCAAAAUUAAAUGGCUUUGUUUCAGUAACAGGUAUCACCCUAAAUGGCAUGUUUAGUUAAUAUCUGUAACCUUCAGUUUUAUUUGGGUUAAGGGAUAUACGGCACUGAACUGUUAAACGUAUGACACACAUAGAGCUAAAUAGUAGAGUAGAUACCAUGAUGCAAUAAGUAAUAUCAUGUACAGUAUAUCAAUUAGCAUUAUGUAGUCAGACACAGAACCAGGACGUGACACACUAAAGCUCUCUGGCUUGGAUCCACUUAUUGACAGUAAGCUUCAUGCACACAGGUCUGACGCAACAGUUUCUUAAGUAAUGCUGUUUGUAUAGCAGAAUUAACUUCCAUGAUUAGCUGUGACUGUAUCAUUGUUAAUUUAGUGUGUGGUGGCAUUAAUCUGCUCCUGAGCCAGUUCAAAAAUCACUGUGAUUCCAAAUAUGUCACUGUGUGUUGUGUACGGCGAGCAAAUAUUUUAUUUUCAUUUAAUGGACAAUGUAAUUGUUAUAAAUGGGUUAUGAAAACAUCAUUACAACAUAAAUCAACAAUUUUCAAAUAUUUCUUCUGUGUACUUGAAAAAAGUAACAGAUGUUUCUAAUGUUAUAUCAUGCCAUACUUUACUGUUUUUGAUGUUGCUGAAAAUUAUAAAGAUAUUGAUGUGGUAGUGAUAAAAACUUACUUUUCUGUUAGUUACAUUUCAGUAUGAGUUUCACUUCGUAUUGCUUUUUUGUUGAUCAUUGGCAAGUUUAAUGUGUGGGAGUAACAUGUUGUUAAGUUAAUUAUUUUCAGUUUUGUUUCAUCCAAUGUAAGUUAAACCAUAUAGACACACAUAAUCUUGGCUCCACAGUUGUAUUUUCUACUGCUAUUUGUAUGUGAAAUGUAAUAUAGUAUAUUGUAUCAACAUACAUUUGUACUAAAUAGACAUUGAUGUAUUCUGAUGUCCUUUUUGGUUUAAUAUUUUGUUUACAUGGUUUUUUGAGUGCCAAAGAUAAUUUUCUUAACAACUUUAUUUAGGCAUGUGUGUUUGACUUACAUAUAUGUAUGUACAAGAAUGAAUUUGCUUAUCUUUCCUUAGAGAAAAUUAUGGUAAUGCAUUCCUUUGCUGAGUAAGCAUGAAGAUAUGUGAUCACUGGAGUACAUAAUUUUAUGCUGUUCUCUUUUCUAGUUUCACGUUCCCACAGAUGGACAAACAAAUGUAAGACUUUAAUUCCUUGCACGUAACAAAAUGCUGCAUAUAAUGGAUGAUCCUAUCUUAUUUAGACACAUUAUGUUGGCAAAACUGGAGUCAGAUUUCUUAACAUCUAAAUGUGGAACUUACGGACAGUGAAUAGUAACAAUUGUUCUGCAUUUAGAGAGUAUAAUAUGCAGUUUUCCCAGCAUGUCAACUUAUUUAUAAGAUAUUUACAUAUUACCUCCCUUUCCCAAGUCUCACCCAGAUCAAUCACAGUCUAGAUAUAACAUAUGUGCUCCUUUAAGUUUGCUAAUGUCACAGUGUACUGGUGUAUUCAA
Messenger RNA from Schistocerca nitens (vagrant locust), 4881 nucleotides. RefSeq names its product protein bric-a-brac 1-like. Gene Ontology annotation, cellular component: nucleus. Gene Ontology annotation, molecular function: DNA binding. Bases 88 to 1314 code for a protein of 408 amino acids. The record is from RefSeq and is a predicted model, not a curated record. Gene Ontology annotation, biological process: regulation of transcription by RNA polymerase II. NCBI's taxonomy places the organism in Eukaryota, Metazoa, Arthropoda, Insecta, Orthoptera, Acrididae. The transcript has 8 exons.